GGGACAACAAAUGAAGCAAUUCGUCUGAACAUUUUAAAGUUUCUCACGUACUCUUUUUACAUUGCAAUGGAUGAGUUUCAUCCUUUCAUCGAAGCACUUCUGCCCCACGUCCGAGCCUUCGCCUACACAUGGUUCAACCUGCAGGCCCGAAAACGAAAAUACUUCAAAAAACAUGAAAAGCGUAUGUCGAAAGAAGAAGAGAGAGCUGUGAAGGAUGAGUUGCUAAGCGAAAAACCAGAGGUCAAGCAGAAGUGGGCAUCUCGACUUCUGGCCAAGUUACGGAAAGAUAUCCGCCCCGAGUACCGAGAGGAUUUUGUUCUUACAGUUACAGGGAAAAAACCUCCGUGCUGUGUUCUUUCCAACCCAGACCAGAAAGGCAAGAUGCGAAGAAUUGACUGCCUUCGCCAGGCAGAUAAAGUCUGGAGGUUGGACCUCGUUAUGGUGAUUUUAUUUAAAGGUAUUCCGCUCGAAAGUACUGACGGCGAGCGUCUUGUAAAGUCCCCGCAGUGCUCGAAUCCUGGGCUCUGUGUGCAGCCUCAUCACAUAGGGGUUUCUGUUAAGGAACUCGAUUUGUAUUUGGCAUACUUUGUGCAUGCAGCAGGUCAUUUGGAAAAUAGAGGAAGAUGGAAGAGAAAUCCUGCGCAGUUCUACCGGCUAAAAACAAUGAUCAUGGACGCCUCGGUGUGUUUCCUUCCAGAUUCAAGUCAAUCUGAAAGUCCCAGCCAGCCAAGUGACGCUGACAUUAAGGACCAGCCAGAAAAUGGACAUUUGGGCUUCCAGGACAGUUUUGUCACAUCAGGUGUUUUUAGUGUGACUGAGCUAGUAAGAGUGUCACAGACACCAAUAGCUGCAGGAACUGGCCCAAAUUUUUCUCUCUCAGAUUUGGAAAGUUCUUCAUACUACAGCAUGAGUCCAGGAGCAAUGAGGAGGUCUUUACCCAGCACGUCCUCUACCAGCUCCACAAAGCGCCUCAAGUCCGUGGAGGAUGAAAUGGACAGUCCUGGUGAAGAGCCAUUCUACACUGGCCAAGGGCGCUCCCCGGGAAGUGGCAGUCAGUCGAGCGGGUGGCAUGAAGUGGAGCCAGGAAUGCCGUCCCCAACCACACUGAAGAAGUCGGAGAAGUCUGGUUUCAGCAGCCCCUCCCCUUCGCAGACCUCCUCCCUGGGAACGGCAUUCACACAGCAUCACCGACCUGUCAUUACAGGACCCAGAGCAAGCCCGCAUGCAACACCCUCGACUCUUCAUUUUCCGACGUCGCCCAUCAUCCAGCAGCCGGGACCUUACUUCUCGCACCCAGCCAUCCGCUAUCACCCUCAGGAGACGCUGAAAGAGUUUGUCCAACUUGUCUGCCCUGAUGCUGGUCAGCAGGCUGGACAGGUGGGGUUCCUCAAUCCCAACGGGAGUAGCCAAGGCAAAGUGCACAACCCAUUCCUUCCCACCCCAAUGUUGCCACCGCCGCCGCCACCACCGAUGGCCAGGCCUGUGCCUCUGCCCGUGCCAGACACAAAGCCUCCGACCACAUCAACAGAAGGAGGUGCAGCCUCCCCGACCUCACCCACCUACUCGACACCCAGCACCUCCCCCGCAAACCGAUUCGUCAGUGUUGGACCACGGGAUCCAAGCUUUGUAAAUAUCCCUCAACAGACACAGUCCUGGUACCUGGGAUAAAAGUCGCGGUGUCCCACCAUCCACCAGACAGACCACCUGACCCCUUCUCAACUCUGUAACAUGGACGCACCCUCAACCCAGCGCGGUUACAACUUCACUGUCAGUGGAAGGGGAGAAUCAAAUCAACUUGUACAUGGAAACAGCGAGCAUUAUGGUCAAACAGCAAAGGCCAUAACCUUUUGGGAUUUUUUUUUUAAAUACUUUAGGGACUGUUGUAAUUUUCUCAUAUGGUGCUGGAAAUGGUUGGGCUUUGUAACAUGUGGAGUGUUUCCGUGGUAGCGUGAGCAUUAGGCGAUGUGGCUAGCGGAGGUCUACUCUUGCUCACUGACUUCCCGUUGUAACACACUUUCCUUACGGAGCCUGGCUGUUUCACAGUAUUUCAUGAAUUUACCCACACAGGUGUGAGCCUCCUUGAGCCAUCAGGAGGCACAUGGAGAACUAAAUCUUUUGUAGUAGCUGAGAUCUGCAGUAUAUAACUUACGGGACAGUCAAAGGGCAAUGUUUUUCUGUAACAUAUUGGAAAAAGAAAAUGCAGUUAUGUUCCUUUUUUAUUUUUUCUUUUAGUUUGGUUUUGGUUCAGCAGUCAGCAGUUAAAUCUAUAACAUGGCCCACAAGGACAGUGAAUCCACUCACGUUGCAGAACAAUUCCGAAACGACAAACUACUACUACUACUAUUCAGUUUUUUAAAAGUUGUGAAAUGCUGCACUUACAUUUAAAAAAAAAACAUUUUUUCAACAAUUUCAACAAUGACACACAAAUUCACGUGGAAAUGGGGAAGAUGGUCUGUUUUGACAGAAACUGACAGGAAUCAAUCAAAACAAUCGAAUUUUGAAAUGAGUAAAGUGCAAUUUCAUUGGAUAGCUAAAUAUCUUUGUAAGAUAGAGAUUGUUGAAAAUUCUAUUUUUGUUUUUCAAGUCCUCCCACCCCAGGACUCUAAAUUAUUGGGGUAAAAAAACAGCCUUGCAAGAAAAAGGGGAGCUAUUUUUGCUUUUUAUGUUUUUUAUUGUUAAACUUGUAUCCCUUUAAAAACUGAAGGAAAAUUUAAAAAAAAAAACAAAAAACAAAUCUAAUGGUGCUUUUACCACGAUAUGUUAACUACAUUAAAUGCUAAUUAAUUAUUUUCUGUUAUCAAAGCACAUAACUAAAAUGAAAUCAUGGUAUCUGUUAAUUUUAUAAGCUAGAAGUCACUAUAAUGGAUUAUGCCAAUUCUGAAAAUUUUUACAUGUGUCCAGCAACAUAGGAUUUAUCAGUUAUCAGACACUUCAUUGUACCAGAGAUUGUCCAGAAAUUUUAAAGACCUUUGCGCCCCUGAACUGGGCUAUGGGAAAAUAAUAAUAAUAAUAAUAUAAUAAUAAUAAUAAUAAUGAAACCAAUACUGACACAAAUGCUGGUGCCCAUUCAGAUCAAGGGUACCUGUUAGGGAAAAAAAAAGUUUGCACCCCCAAAUGUCCUGUAUCUUACGUAAAAAAAAAAAAAAAAACAACUCACAAAAAAACAAAAAAAACAAAAAACAAAAAAAAGUGCAAGUGAUUUUUCUACCAGACAGCAAAGCACCCCCUUUGCUUCCCAUGCAACUUCAAGAAGGUUUCCUAUACUAUACAUAUAUAUACGUUCUGGUUGGCAAAGCCCUGCUGAUCAGAGAAAGUCUCUGCAUGUUCUAGUGUUAGUAACUAAUUUUUAUAUAGUUAAUGUAGGAUAAAGUAGAGUGCAUUAAGACACAAUAUUGUAAUCCCUACUCUAGGCGCUUGCCUUUAAACUAUGUUUUUCAGCCCUUCAGAAGGGUUCUACUACUGUCCUAUACAAUCAAGUAACUGAAAUUCUUGGGAAGACACUUUGCUCCUCAUCUUUCCCCCCUGAAACAAUGUUGUUUUGUUUUGUUUUUUUUCCUUAAUUUGCACGAAAACAAAAAUUCCAUAUCAAUGUGCCUUGCCCUGGAUAGCGAUUAUUUGUGGAAUUGUUGCACAUAUGCUCCUCUAUUGAAAGGGGUUUUUCCCUAGUCAAGCAUUUGGAGACACUUUUUGUAAAUGUGACUUUUAUGUCAGCCAUCGUCAGUUUCAACAUCUAGAACUAAAUAGAAAGUUAGUUGUUCCGCAGAUAGGAGUAGUCUUUAUUGUCCUCUGUGGUCAGUGGCAGUGCUGUUCUGAGAUCUGUAGAUGGCUUAGAAUAUCAGUAUUUUGGAUGUUGCUGCAUUUUACAAUUUAUUUGGAGUCUUCCUUUAUUUUCCCCCCAGAUAUAUGAAAAUAUGCAAUACCUGCUUAUAUCGUGUAGAAAAGCUUAGCGAUUAUUAAUUUUUCUUUUAUUUUUUUUAUUUGACCAAAGUCGGUGCUGCACUUGACGCAGUGUGUUUUAGGUGUUUGUCUUUGUACUUUUUUUGUGAUUUUUGAAUGCACGUGCGCAGGAAGGGCUCCUCUUAGAGAAGCAGUCAAACUGUGAAGCACUAAGCUGACCCUGCUUCAAGCAAUUUUGUUUUUACAACUGUUCCUUUCACAAGCAAGCCUUAAAAAAAAAAAGACAACUUCCUUUUUCUUCAGCUCCCACACCCCAUUUUUCUUAGCAGACCGCAGUCAAUCCACAUUCAAUAAAAAGGAUAUAAUGCCCAUUUUUAUAUGCACGUUUUUAAACUUCCAAGUUCUGAAAAUUGUUUACUGGUUAUCUCUAUUUAAGGAAAAAAAAAUAAAAUAAAACAUUUUGGAUUUUCGUA
Messenger RNA from Suricata suricatta (meerkat), 4370 nucleotides. It is a transcript of the gene NFIA, whose product is annotated as nuclear factor I A. Lineage: Eukaryota; Metazoa; Chordata; Mammalia; Carnivora; Herpestidae. Bases 67 to 1668 code for a protein of 533 amino acids. Gene Ontology annotation, cellular component: nucleus. The transcript is spliced from 12 exons. The record is from RefSeq and is a predicted model, not a curated record. Gene Ontology annotation, molecular function: RNA polymerase II cis-regulatory region sequence-specific DNA binding; DNA-binding transcription factor activity, RNA polymerase II-specific. Gene Ontology annotation, biological process: regulation of transcription by RNA polymerase II.